CAGAUUGGUCAUUAUUAUAUAAAGCUUCCUCCAUGAAAAAAGAACAAAAAUUGAGUGAUGAAGCUCACACUUAUCAAAAGCACCGCCCAACAACAACAGCAACUCGUUAAGCUCAACCAAUUGCUCGCAAAGCUCACUCGCUCAAACCGUUGCUCCGAUUGCCUCCGCCUCUUCACCCAAAUCCACUCGUACCAGUACCCCAAACCAGACCACUACACCCUCUCCGCCGCUAUCACCGCCUGCGCGAAUCUCCGCGAGACCGCAUUCGGAAACCAGCUCCACGCCCAUGCUCUAUCCACGGGCCUCGGAGCCUACCCUCACGUUGCAAAUACUCUGCUUUCGCUUUAUGCUAAAGCGGAGGAUUUGGAUUCGGCGAGACGGGUCUUCGACGAGAUUGAGAGCCCGGAUGUUUAUUCGUGGACGACGGUGUUGUCAGCGUGUGCUAAGCUUGGGUGCGUUGAAGAUGCGUGGGAGAUGUUUGAUAAAAUGCCGAGAAGGGAGGUGGCGGUUUGGAAUGCGAUGAUUACGGGGUGUGUGGAGAAUGGGCGUACGGAGGUUGCUGUUCGUUUGUUUAGUGAAAUGCACAGGGUGGGUGUUAGGCAUGACAAUUACAGUUUUGCUAGUGUUUUGAGUAUGUGUCCUGUGGAGGCAUUGGGUUUAGGGAGGCAAUUGCAUUCAUUGGUGCUCAAAACCGGGUAUUUAGUUAGAGCUUCGGUGGUUAAUGCUCUGCUGACGAUGUACUUUAAUUGUGGACGCGUUGUCGAUGCUUAUGAGGUAUUUGAAGAAGCAGAAGCUGAGGUAUAUGAUCAGAUUACUUUUAAUGUGAUGAUAGAUGGUUUGUUAAGUGUGGGAAAGGAUCGCAAGGCCUUGGAAGUGUUCAGAGAGAUGCAAGAGGCUUCUCUCAGUCCUACUGAGCUGACUUUUGUGAGUGUGAUGGGAUCGUGUUCAUCUGCAAGAGUCGGGCAUCAAGUGCAUGCCCAAACGAUCAAGAUGGGUUUUGAAGCAUGUACAUCUGUGAGCAACGCGACUAUAACCAUGUAUUCCAAUUGUGGGGAUUUACAUGCUGCUCACAUGGUUUUUGAGAGACUGGAAGAGAAGGAUCUUGUCUCAUGGAACACCAUGAUUUCGAGCUACGCUCAAGGGAAUUUUGGUAAAUCAGCAAUCUUGGCCUACCUGCAUAUGCGAAGGGCAGGAACUGACCCUGACGAAUUUACUUUUGGAAGCUUGUUGGCAAGGUCAGAGUGCUUAGAAAUUGUGGAGAUGAUACACGCCCUUGCAUCUAAAAAUGGGCUCUUGUUGCAAAUCCAAGUAUCAAAUGCAUUAGUUUCUGGAUACUCUAGGCAUGGGAAGAUAAAGCAGGCUUAUCAAAUAUUCCACAAUAUCUACCCCGGAAAUUUGGUAUCCUGGAAUACUAUUAUUGCAGGAUCGUUGCUAAAUGGAUGUCCAAUACAGGGCUUAGAACAAUUCUCUCAAUUGCUGAAUACGGAACUAAGGCCGGAUGUGUAUACUCUCAGUCUUAUUUUGAGCAUUUGUGCAAGCAUUUCAUCCUUGCAACAUGGGAAACAGGUCCAUGGUUACAUUCUCAGAUUCGGGUUAUUUUCAGAGACGUCUUUGGGUAAUGCCCUCCUGACAACUUAUGCAAAAUGUGGGGUUUUAGAUUGGUCUUUGAGAGUGUUCAAUGCAAUGGUUGAAAGAGAUACAGUUUCUUGGAAUUCCCUAAUAUCGGCUUAUGCACAGCAUGGGCAAGGAGAAGAUGCCGUGAACUGCUUUGAGGCAAUGAAAGACUCAUCUGGGGUUGAACCAGAUCAGGCCACCUUCACUGCAGUUCUUUCUGCCUGCAGUCAUGCAGGUUUAGUUGAUGAUGGUACUCGGAUUUUCAACUCCAUGGUGAAAAAUUAUUGCUUGAUUCCUGGAGUGGAUCAUUUUUCUUGCAUUGUUGACCUUCUAGGUCGUGGUGGGUAUCUUGAUGAGGCAGAAAGAAUAAUAAAGAGUAAGCAUGUUGAAACACAUCCCAAUAUCUGGUGGACAUUGUUUAGUGCUUGUGCAGCUCACGGUAAUAUAAGACUAGCAAGAAUAAUUGCUGGAUUUCUUCUUGAAACUGAACGCAAUGAUCCAUCAAUCUAUGUGCUUUUGUCAAAUAUAUAUGCAGCUGUGGGACAAUGGGAAGAAUCAGCCAAGGUUAGGGAAUUGAUAAAGAGAACUGGGGUGAUGAAGCAACCUGGCUGCAGUUGGAUUGGAUCAUAAAACCUUCAAAGUUGUUUUAACCCCGUCAAUGGACAUUGGACAAUGACGUUUUAACCACUUGUUGCCGACCACGUGGUUAUGAGCUGGACAGUACAAAGACAUCAGAUGAAAGGGCUCCCCCAAACCAGAGCUGCCAUUCAUUUUCUCCAAAUCUCUAGAAGUGCCCAUUCUUUGUCCGACUUGUAUCAAAUCAAGGUUCAUAAAGGUUCUGCAUGGCCAGUCAAGCUAAAAGCGCAUUCAUCUCGAUCACAAUUAAACAGAAACUUGCCUGAAAUGCAAGGCCUGGUUGGUUGUUUUAUAUAAAGUAAUGGGUCUCAAUUAACAACAAA
This is a messenger RNA of Alnus glutinosa, 2573 nucleotides long. Its product is annotated as pentatricopeptide repeat-containing protein At3g49740. Bases 58 to 2244 code for a protein of 728 amino acids. NCBI's taxonomy places the organism in Eukaryota, Viridiplantae, Streptophyta, Magnoliopsida, Fagales, Betulaceae. Gene Ontology annotation, biological process: RNA modification. The transcript has a single exon. The record is from RefSeq and is a predicted model, not a curated record. Gene Ontology annotation, molecular function: RNA binding; protein binding.